Molecule: messenger RNA, 1287 nt
Organism: Castor canadensis (American beaver)
Lineage: Eukaryota; Metazoa; Chordata; Mammalia; Rodentia; Castoridae
Source: RefSeq, a predicted model, not a curated record
AUGGUAGAGGCAGUGAUUGGCAGGGAGCAACACAUGGAGCGAUGGGGAGAGAAGAAGGAGGAGCGGCAGCAGGCAGCUAGAGAGUUGGCGGGGUACGUCGGCCUAGGGCUGACCAUCACAGUGAUGGAGACGGAACUCCACCGCGAUACCUUUUACAUGAGCAACGCGGGCCUGACUCCUUCGCAAUGUAUUCAGCCAACAAGAUAUCUCCAGAGAGCAGUCUCUGGUAUCUUCCGGCUGAUCAUCAUGGCUACCUGGUUGCUGGUGUACUACUGGACCCCAGUCAUGUUACUCCAGGGCCUCCCCUCCUUCCUCCAUGCCUACAGUGGGCACUGCCAGGCUGGAGAGUCACGCCUGUGUGUCCCACCCCACAGCGCUCUGGAGACGCGGCUGCAGGUCCUGGAGACACAGCAGCAGAAGGAGCUGGCCAGCCUCCGAGACCAGAAGGAGCGGCUGAGGAGCAUGCUGGGCCGCCAAAAUGAGGCCCUCGCCAGCCUGCAGCGCAGCCUCCAUGCAUUGGGCAGCAACUCCAGCCUCCUGCAGCACCACCAGCAUCAGCUGGUGAAGUUCGUGCAGAACCUGGUGCAAGCAGUGGCCCAGGGCCAGGGGCCAGCCUCCAUGAUGACAGCCGAGCAGGUGUUCCAGGACUGUGCAGAGAUCCAGCGCUCCGGGGCCAAUGUCAGCGGCGUCUACACCAUCCAUGUGGCCAAUAUGACCCAGCCCAAGAAGGUGUUCUGUGACAUGGAGGCCAAUGGAGGUGGGUGGACCCUCAUCCAGCGCCGUGAGAACGGCAGUGUGAAUUUCCAGCGGAACUGGAAGGAUUACAAAGAGGGCUUCGGUGACCCGGCUGGAGAGCACUGGCUGGGCAAUGAGGUGAUGCACCAGCUGACCAGCAGGGCGGCCUACUCUCUGCGUGUGGAGCUGAAAGACUGGGAAGGCCACGAGGCCUACGCCCAGUAUGAGCGUUUCCAUCUGGGCAGCGAGGGGCAGCUGUACAGGCUUUCUCUGAGUGGUUACAGCGGCUCAGCUGGGCGUCAGACCAGCCUGGCCCUGCAGGACACCAACUUCAGCACCAGUGAUGCAGACAAUGACAACUGCUUCUGCAAGUGUGCCCAGAUGAUGUCUGGAGGGUGGUGGUUUGACGCCUGUGGCCUCUCCAACCUCAAUGGCAUCUUCUACCCCGUGGACCAACACAUCCGCAAGCUGAACGGGAUUCGCUGGCACUACUUUAGCGGUCCCAGCUACUCGCUGCGCGCCACGCGCAUGAUGAUGCGGCCAGUGCCCUGA